Messenger RNA from Danaus chrysippus (African queen), 4497 nucleotides. Lineage: Eukaryota; Metazoa; Arthropoda; Insecta; Lepidoptera; Nymphalidae. The record is from the annotation of a GenBank genome assembly.
AUGAAUGGAGGAAUGGAGCAUAAAACACCAGGCCACAAUGCGGUUCUUCACAAGGGACCUAAGAACUAUAAGCUUCUGAUAGAUCCAUUCCUAGUAAAGGGAGCGACGAAAGUGUAUAGAUAUGAUGGUACUGUCCCUGGUACCUCGUAUCCUUCAAUACAAUGCCGAGACCCGCGACCUCAACCGUCCAGGAUAUGGAAUAAACUAGAACCAGCAGAUUUACCGAUACCUAGGUUUAGAAUUGAUAAGAAUUAUGUUGGUGUUCCGCCACAGUUAGAAAUAACUAUUGUAAAUUUAAAUGAUAACAUCGAUAAAGCUUUCUUGUCCGACAUGAUGAAUAAAGUUGGACCUUAUGAAGAACUGACCAUAUUUUAUCAUCCGAUGACAAAUAGGCAUUUAGGAUUUGCCAGAAUUGUAUUCCAGGAUGUCAAAUAUUCCAAAAUAUGUAUUGAAAAAUAUAAUGGAAAAUCUGUCAUGGGCCAGGUACUUGAAGUGUUCCAUGAUUCAUUCGGUAAGAAGUGUCAAGAGAUGUUUGAAGAUAAAACUGUGGAGAAAAAACCCCAGCCAGUUCCAAUCAAGCCCCCUGAAGAUGCUCGAGUGGCCAAACUAGACCCAGCUCUCAGCAAGAGAUUAGAGGACAGCAAAAUAGUCGAUAAGGACCCAUACCUUCGCAAAGAUCUCGAACACAAUGACAGCAACACAAGAUGGUCAGACGAUGAAAGAGACAGAGAUUACAAACAUCGCAUCCGCAGUAGGAGUGAGAGAGACAGAGAUAUCGACAGAGAUAGAGACGGCACCAGAGAAAGAGAAAGACACAGAGAUCGCUACGCCCGUACCAGUGAACAGAGUGAGUCUUACGCCAGCGCGCAUGUUGAAAUACCGUACGCUCCAACGCCAGUAGCAUACGAUGCAUACUACCAGACACCUACCUAUGGAUACGGCUACGGGACUAGCGCCGGCGCCGUGUGGUGGGGCGACUGGAGACAACCUCACACAUCUCACCAUCACACACAUAUGUUCCUCAAGUCGGAGCAGAGCAGCAGCAGCACGUGGACGGGCGCGGGCGAGCCGACCCCCUCCCCGCGGCACACGCCCCUCGCGGCUCCUCAAACACCGCACACGCCCGCGCCCCCCACUCCUCUCCCGGAUAAGGAGGUGAAGUGUAAGCCCGAGGAGCCUCUUCCUCCGAGUACGUCUGUCGUUGGCGACCCUGAACCAAAACCGCCUCCGCCCAGCGAUGAACCCAAGAACGUGGACCUUGACACAAGGAUAGCUUUGUUGCUAAAAGGAGCCAGCGGCGGCGGGGGUCUGGCUCCUCCCUUCCUUUCCCUGGGAAUGUCCUCUGAAGAGGAAGACGAAGACAGGAAGCCGAGGAACAUACCGGACUUGGACACACACAACCCGCCCUCAGAUGAUGAAGGUUCUGUAAGUGAAGAUAGAGAGAGUAUAAUAUCAUUGAACCAGAAUAAAGAAGUUAAUCCGGAACCCUUGUCAAAUACUCCUUCACCAUACCUAUCAAGAGAUUUCUAUCUUGAAUGUCUUCAAGCGACGGUCGAGAGGAAAGCGAAAGAAGAAGAACGCAAAAAGUUCCCGCAAAUAGACAAAAUAGGUUCAGAUAUAUCGUCUUCUGAAGACGAACUACUCACUGGCGAGGAACCGCGACGUUCACCUGUUAACCCACCAGACAGAGAUCAAGAUAAUUUGGACGAUGAUCAGAUGUCUUUAUCAUCUCUGUCAUCAACGGAGGCCAAAAUCGAGGAGCAGGUCCCCGCUGAGGCGUAUUACUACCCGCCCGCACACCCGCAUUACUAUCAGGCGAUGUGGCCAACAACUGCCUAUCCUCCGGGUGCCGUGGGCGCUAUGGGGUCGGUUGCCGCUAUGGGACCCGUGGGUGCGGUGGGCGCAGUGGGCCCCGUGGGCGCUGCAUACCCAGCCGCCGGCGACAUGACAAUAUAUGCUGGUGGUUUCGCUCCCCCCGUGAUACAUAACUUCCCUCCACCACGCACCGUUACUCACGAGGAGCUCGACAACCCUUACUAUCCAACAAUCAAUAGUGUUAUAGAGCGCGUAACGACCGAGCUUAAACAAAUACUUAAGAAGGAUUUCAACAAGAAAAUGAUUGAGAGCACCGCCUUCAAGAACUUCGAGGUGUGGUGGGACGAGCAGAGUAGGAAGACGAGACAGACGGUGAAACAAACUAAAGAAGAUAUAGGACAACCAUUACAAGAUGUAUCAAAUAAGAAGGAGGAAUCGGUGGAUUCAAUAAAAUCUAUAAUGGAGUCUAGAGAUCUCGGUCUAGAUCUAGGCGGUUACAGUGUUGGUAUCGGUCUUGGUCUAAGGGCGACCAUACCAAAAAUGCCCAGUUUCAGGAAGAAGAGAAAAAUACCUUCACCUGUCGUUAUGGAUGAGGACUCCAGUAAGAGACUUAGUGAUCAGGAGGAAAUCGUCCAAAACUCUGACGAAGAGAAGGAAGUACCGACCAGUCCUCGGAAUAGGACAACCGGUUCAUAUCUGUCUACAGGCAGAAGAAGACAGUCGAGCAGUUCAUCGAGGUCUUCAUCUUCGUCGUCUUCGAGAUCAUCUUGGUCGGGCUCGGAGCGUUCAGGACGCUCUGUAAGGAAGGUCGCUCCCAGAAUAUACUCCGACACAGACGAAUCAGACCUCGAAGAUGCUGAAGUACAGCAAAUCAAGUUGGUGUCCAACAAGGAGAGACUCAGGCGAGUGUAUUCAUCGUCAUCGGACAGUGAGGAAGAAAUGAGAAGAAGAGAAAAAACUCCUAUACCGGAAGUGGAAGCAUCAGACGACCGUCUCGGUUCACCUAUCCUAUCACCGGAAGAGGAACCCAGAGAUACAAUACUCGAUCGUGUAUACUCGGACUCUGAGGAAGAGAGGGAAUACCAGGAGCGUCGUCGUCGCAACACUGAGUAUAUGGAACAGAUCGAGCGAGAGUUCCUUGAGGAACAACGUCGAGGUCAGCAGACCUCUGACACGGACGCACAGCAACAAAACGAUAGUAUAACGGAACCCAAACAAGAGAAGAGUAGAAGUAGUCCAAGCAAGAACUAUCUGAAAUCACCUGAGAAGAAUAAAAUGGCGGCUGAGGGUGAUGUUGAGGAGGGUGAAUUAAGUUCAGAAGAAGAAGCUCUAGAAGUGAGAAGAAAGAAGGAGAAGAAACAGAAGAAGAAGAUUGACAAGAGAAGGAGAGUUACGUCCGUUAGUGAUAACAGCUUCACUGAGUCUGCGAUUAGCGUUAAUGGCGUUAAAGAGGCUAGCGGUGCUGUGUCAGAGACGUCUUCGCCUCAGUCGCAGGCUUCCCAGGCGUCACAAGCCUCCCAAGUGGCCUUGGACCACUCAUACUGCCGCCCGCCGCCCGCUGAACGACCUACGACAACACAUCUACAACACGAUCACGGUUACACUUGGAUGGCUGAACCAGAACCGGAAGCGGAAUCUCCACCAGUCGUCACCGACGAAAAGAGACGAGAGAAGACAGAAAGACCGUAUAAGAGAAAACAUCAGACUAAGAAGUUAACUGAAAUUCAAAAUAAAUUAUACGACGGUCGCGACGAUUAUAACAACAAGUACUCAUCGGUGACUUUCAAGCAGCGCGAUAUAAUGGCGGAAGUGCAAGUUACGUAUGAGUUCCUCACUCGAGGGAUAGACAGAGAGGAUAUAGAAUACCUGAGGCGGGCGUACGAGGCUCUGUUAGCAGAGGACGCUCAAGGAUACUGGCUGAAUGACACACACUGGGUCGAACAUCCACCCACUGACCUUACCUACUCACCGCCCAAGAAGAAAUCCAAACGAUACAAUAACAUAUACGAGGACUUGCAAGGUCAUUCGAGCGGUUCAGCACGUACGGAAGGUUAUUAUAAGAUGGACGCCAAGUUGAAGGCGAAGUACAAGUAUCAUCACGGACGAGCGGCCGCCGUCCCUCCGCCCGAUGAUAAGAAGGCUAGCAAGAUGCAGCUGCUGUCGAGAGAGGCGCGCUCCAACCAGAGGAGACUGCUCACGGCAUUCGGAACCGACACUGACUCAGAUCUCCUCAAGUUCAAUCAGCUCAAAUUCAGGAAAAAGCAGCUCAAGUUCGCCAAAUCUGGUAUACACGACUGGGGUCUCUUUGCUCAGGAGGCGAUAGCGGCGGAUGAAAUGGUUAUCGAAUACGUCGGUCAAAUGGUCCGUCCGAUAGUAGCGGAUGUCCGCGAGGCUCACUACGAGGCCACCGGCAUCGGGUCUUCAUACCUGUUCCGUAUAGACUUGGACACUAUUAUUGAUGCAACCAAGUGCGGAAACCUGGCGCGUUUCAUCAACCAUAGCUGCAAUCCAAACUGUUACGCAAAAAUAAUAACAAUAGAAUCACAGAAGAAAAUCGUCAUAUACUCGAAACAGCCCAUAGGAGUCGACGAGGAGAUAACAUACGACUACAAGUUCCCUCUCGAAGACGAGAAGAUACCUUGCCUAUGUGGGGCGCCGCAAUGUCGUGGCUUCCUUAACUAG